Molecule: messenger RNA, 2312 nt
Organism: Dunckerocampus dactyliophorus (ringed pipefish)
Lineage: Eukaryota; Metazoa; Chordata; Actinopteri; Syngnathiformes; Syngnathidae
Product: transmembrane protease serine 13-like
Exons: 13
Coding region: 111-1601 (496 amino acids)
Biological process (GO): proteolysis
Cellular component (GO): membrane
Molecular function (GO): protein binding; serine-type endopeptidase activity
Source: RefSeq, a predicted model, not a curated record
UGGAACCAUCGGUUUCCACUACUAGUGUGAUCAUGUGAUUGAACAAGCUCCGCCCACACGGUCUCACCUCCAUUCUCUAACUCGUCCCUGUCUUACAAUCACUGAGUCCAAUGGCAAAGCUUAACCAGAACGAGGCACCUCCUCCUUACUACUCUGUUGCUGUGCACACCCAGCCCCCCCUCAAAUCCUAUGAAGAGGUGGUGUACGGCGUGGGGCCCGGCCAGACUGCCGCCAACCAGCAUUACGUCCCCCAGUAUGCACCGCCUGUGGCAGCUCCCCAAGUAACACAGUCAAGCACACCCACCAGAAGCAAGAGGAAGGGCUGCUGUGACCGUAAUGCUCGGUGUUACGGAGGCUCCUGCGGGGCUUUUCUGUUGUGUGCCCUGCUGUCUGUGGCCAUCUGGCUGGCAGUGCGUUUUGGCACCGCCUUGGUGACCCAGGCGAUAAUCAACAACAACCAGCAAACAAGUGGCGACACAAGUGGCAGACCGCCUUUGAGAAACGACACCUGCCCUGUGAAUGCUACCAUAGAGUGCGAUGGCGUCAGGGACUGCGAGCUUGGCUCUGACGAAAUGGACUGUGUGAGGUUUAUAAGCGGCAACGGUCUGCAGGUCAGGACCGCUGAAGAUGGACGCUUUCUUCCAGUCUGCUUCAGUGGCUGGAACCAGAGCAAUGCUGAUCAGACCUGUGCCCAGCUUGGCUUUAGAAGCUCCUUUAUUAGCAAAAAUAUGUCAUCCCAGGACUCCCUUGGUCUGAGAGUGACCACCAGAUUGUCCGAAACCAUCCAGGGUCAGGUGGAACUCAGUUCCUCCUGUCAAGACCAAAGCACUGUCUCCCUUCAGUGUGUCGACUGUGGCAGGCAGCAGUCCACAUCUCGCAUCGUGGGAGGCAGCAUUGCACAGAGGGGUCAGUGGCCCUGGCAGUUAUCCAUGCACUUUAGGGGCUCUCACGUGUGUGGAGGGGUCCUGAUUGCUCCCGAUUUCGUGCUGACUGCUGCCCACUGCUUCCCAAGGAGUAACCCCUCGAUGCUAUUGCCGCAGUUUUGGCGGGUGUACGGAGGCGCUGUGUCUCUGAACAAUCUAUCUCAGCCCUUCCUGGUGGAGAAGAUCGUACUGAAUGAAAACUACAACAACAGGACCAAUGAUCAAGAUGUCGCUCUGCUCAAGCUGACAGCGCCAGUUGAUUUUAACGCUGAUGUUCAGCCAGCGUGUCUGCCAGUUACUGCGCAGCCAUUCGCCCAUGGCACCACUUGUUGGACCUCCGGCUUUGGUACCACCGAGGCAGGAUCAGGCGCUGUCUCUACUGAUCUGAUGGAGGUGACAGUGGACAUCAUCGGCAGAGACGUGUGCAACAACCCUCGGGUGUACGGAGGGGCUGUGACUGAAAACAUGAUCUGUGCCGGACACCUGGAGGGAGGACGAGAUUCCUGUCAGGGUGACAGUGGUGGGCCGUUGGUCUGUCAGAUUGAUGAUGUGUGGUACCUGGUGGGCAUCACCAGCUGGGGGGCUGGCUGUGCUGAGAUAAACAAGCCAGGUGUUUACACCAGAGUGAACAGUGUUCUUCCUUGGAUCUACACCAACAUGCAGUUUGAAAGUCCUUGAUGUCACUUCUUGCUGCCGGCUGGCUGUCUCGUUUUCCCCUCGUCUCCAUGGAACCGUGCACUAUGAAGCUGUCUCCAAACUGAGACGGAUGGACCAAUGAGGGGACUCUCCAGACAAGAAGAGACAGAUGGAUUAAAUGUUGCUAAUGUUGGCGGUACAAGUACCAAACGUCAUGUUGACGGCUGCGUGUUGACUCCUGACUCUGAUUUCCCUAAUCAAGUUAGUUUGACAUGCCAAAAUGCAACAGUGGAACCUAAAUAGUCCAAUCAUGAUGUUUUUCUGUGGCCUUAAUUGCAUCAGCUGGCAUCUGUUACACAUGCCCAAAAAGAAGAAGAACACAAAAACUAGAAAAAGCUGCAGUGAGAUGGAUCGACAUAAAUGUCCGACAACGAGCAGAAGCCACAACCAAAAUCAAAUAGCACGCUAACCGCCCGUCACGCACAGCUAUAAACUCAGUACUUCUCUCGAGCUCAAAAAUGACAAAACAAAAGAUCCAAAACAUGAAAGGAAGCUGGAAUCAAAGGAAACCCAAAAGUCCAACCUGUCAUGUGGAUCGUGACAGCAAGACUCUGUCAUCACUCCUUUUCAAAGUUCAAGUAUAGGUUUUUACCUUUUACAGCGGUUAACUUCUUUUUGCACUUGCAUUCAACGUGUGACUUGCAUCUGUGAAGCAAAUCACCUUCAUAAUAAACCUUUGACCUUUGUCAUUCA